AUGAGCCACAGCGCAGUCUCCAGACUCGCUGGGCUCUUGUCUUUCUCGCUCCCAUCCUUCGACUUCUGGUACUCGACCACCUUCUGGGUGUACCUCUUCUUGGCCCUCUGGAUUCACCGUUACCUCCGUUUACUCGUCCAGUGCGUCAGCCAUUGGACGUACAAGUCGAAACCCAUUCCAAGCGAGCCAACCUUCACGAGCAAGGAUGUGACUGUGGUCAUUCCAACCAUUCAUAACGCGUUUGAGGAACUCCGACCAUCUCUUCAGAGCAUCCUAGCUUGCCAGCCCGCCGAGUUGAUUCUUGUUACCACUCACGACAAACGAAAGGGUCUGCAGCGUUUGGCCGACUCGUUGGCUCACCCAAAGGUUCGCGUCCUCGACACCCCAAUCGCCAACAAGCGCCUCCAAGUCUGCGAGGCCCUUCCCAAGGUUUCCACUCCAAUCACCAUCAUGGCCGAUGACGAUGUGACUUGGCCAUCCACCCUCAUGCCCUGGAUCCUCGCACCUUUUGAAGACCCCAAGAUUGGCGGCGUUGGAACUUGCCAGAGAGUUAGGCGAGAGCACACUGGCUCAUGGGCCACUCGGGCCUGGAACUGGCUCGGAGCUGCUUAUAUCGAACGCCGAAACUUUGAGAUCUCAGCCACGCACAACAUCGACGGCGGUACCUCCUGUAUGUCUGGGCGCACUGGCGCCUAUCGAUCCGAGAUUCUGUCGAGUCACGACUUCCUCCACGGCUUUAAGAAUGAGAAGUGGAGAAAGUGGAUUCUCAACGCGGACGACGACAACUUUGUUACUCGAUGGUUGGUCAGCCACCAGUGGAAGACCUGGAUCCAGUACGACCGGGAGUGCGAGAUCGAGACCACCCUAGAGAACAGCCACAAGUUUCUGUACCAGUGCUCCCGUUGGGCCCGAAGCAACUGGCGAAGCAACUGGACUAGCCUGGUCACUGAGAGGUACAUCUGGAAGCAGCAAUGGUGGUGCACCUAUUCGCUGCACAUUGCAACCUUCACCUCCUUGGCAUUCCUCGUCGACCCUCUCCUCCUUGUUUCAUGCUGGUGGGCGACUGCGGAGUGGGACAUGCAGAGUCGCCGAUACGCCUUCUGGUCUCAGUUCGUCUUCAUGUUCGCCUUCACCAAGGUGGUCAAGCUGAUGGGGCUGUUCCUGCGAAACCCCAGCGACGUCGUCUUCCUCCCCGUGUCAAUCCUGUUUGGGUAUUUCCACGGACUCGUGAAGCUCUAUGCUCUCGUGACGCUUAAUAUGACGUCUUGGGGCAGCCGAGCUGAUGGCGACACCAACGAUGCGCAGCGAUUGGCUCCGGCCCCGCAACCCUCCGUUGUGCUAAAGACGCCCCCUGGAAAGGGAUCGCUCAUCCGCUACAACGCCCGUCAGAAGGGACGACCGGCGCAAGGACGGGGAGCACAGGAUGGCUCCUGGGAAAAGAGCGGCUAUGCCGCCUACGACUCGAGUACCUCGUACAUGCCGAUACGGGUACCGACACCGCUGACAAUGACACCUGACGACUCCAAACUACGCGCGAAUGAAAAUUUGGCCAGUGGAGAGUGCCGGGCAAUGUAA
Messenger RNA from Ilyonectria robusta, 1575 nucleotides. RefSeq names its product family 2 glycosyltransferase. The coding region runs from base 1 to 1575 and encodes 524 amino acids. The transcript has 4 exons. Lineage: Eukaryota; Fungi; Ascomycota; Sordariomycetes; Hypocreales; Nectriaceae. The record is from RefSeq and is a predicted model, not a curated record.